GGCGACAAGAAGGGAAUAAGCUGGAAAUGAUUUUCACGUCGUUGUCUGCUAUUUAUGUUGAUUGUACUGAAAUAAUAUAUAAGAUUAGUUUUCGGGAUAAUGUAAAUGUUUCUGAACGUGCAAGUUGUUCAAGAAAGCAGUUCUAAUUUGGCGUAGUGGGUCAAAGGUUAGUCAUCCGGGUAGUUCAAGCAACGCAUCAUCAAAAUGGCGGAUACCGGUGUUGAUUUGAAGAAGUUGAAGGUUCCUGAGCUCAGGAAACUUCUCCAAGACAAGGGACUUGACAGCAAAGGUAAUAAAGCUGAAUUAGUACAAAGACUUCAAAGCAGCCUUGAUCAAAAUGGUGAUGCAGGUAUCAGUAUACUUGAUGAAGGUAGUACAGAAGAGGACGAUGAAGUCUUAGAGGAUGACGAUGUAGUGGAGGUGGAGGAUGACGACGAUGACAUAGAAGAUGAUGAAAUAGAAGAGAUAGUGAAAAAGGAAGAAGUGGUGAUAGCAGCUGAACCAAAAAAAACAGAAAAUACAGAGAUAGUGUCAACAGAAACAAAAGAAAAACCCAAAUUAAUAAGAUUAUCAAUAGAUGCACCACCAAAAUCCCCCACGUCACCAACUAUUAAACCUGUCAUUUCACCAACCUUGAAAACCACUACAGAGCAAGAAAGAAUUGCUAUUCGUGCACAAAGAUUUGGAGCCCAGUCUGAAGAUGCUAGGAAAGCUGCCAGAGCUGCACGAUUUGGUACCACAUCACCAGUGUCAAAGUCAACUACUACCACCACCUCAGCAAUAAAAUCAGGGUCAACGAUAGUAUCAGGUGCUGAUUUAGACAAAAUAAAGAAAAGAGCUGAAAGGUUUGGUGUCAAUGUUUCAAAGACAGCAGUUAAACUCAAUGAAGUAGAACAGAAAAGGAAAAGACAAGAAAGAUUUGGUGCAGUUCUGUCAUCUUCAUCAAAACUUUCAUCCGGUGUUAUAGCAGGUGAUAUUGAGGCCAAAAAACAGAAAAGAGCAGAAAGAUUUGGCACAAAUAGCUAGAGGACAUUUAUUUAUUAUUUUUACACCGUGCAACAUGGGAUAAUCAUGUCUAAAUUUGAGGGAUACACAUUCCAACAAUAUGCUGAGUGUAACAGCUGUAGGCAUUCUGGUAUUCAACCAAGAAUCAACAGAAUGUUGGACUUUGUAUUGUUUUUAAAGUAUCAAACAAAUCUGACUAUACUGUUUAUUUUCUCAUAUCCAUCAAUACAUUUAAUACAUUUAACACAAUCACUUGUCUUAGUUCUCAUUGAUUUUGGUGGCUUUGUUGGAGAGUUCAAAUUCUCGUCUUGAAUUUUCAUGUUACCUGUGAUGGAUUACAAUUACAUGCAUCAUGUAUUAAGCAUGCAAAGCUUUGAUAGCUGCUGCUAUUUUAUUUCUGUCAUGUCUACAAUUCUAAAAUUGAUCACAUUUAACUUUUUGACUCAUGGAAAACUAAGAAAUACAUUUUUUCAUCUUUAUCAGAUGAUUCUCUUACUUUGUAUCUCUUCAUGUUAUUUUUGAAUUAGGAUUUAAUAUGCCCUGUUCUAUGCAUUAGUUAUUAUCAUUUUGAUUAACUAUUAGACUAGUUCUUGUGUAUUUUAUAUAUUUUGCUAAAUUAAUUUUGUUCACUUCUAAAUCAAACUUAAUUUUACUUUAAAUGAUCAUUUGCAAUCGCGCAAUGCUUGUGUAUAAACAUAAGCAAAUGUCUCCUCUGCUUCUAUGCCUUGCUAUGACACAUUCAUUGUGGUAGAUCAGAUCACAUGCUUGUCUGACAGUAAAAAUUAAGUUUUGCAGUAGUACAGGAUCACACAGAUCGUGGACAACCAAAUAUCACUGAAGUGCACAGGGAUGUAAAUAGAUAUCUUUUCACAUAAUCUCAACAUGGAUUUCAGUGGAAGAGUAAAGUUUUAUGAAAUCAUUCUAUUCUAUUCUGUAGUCUUAAACUCUUCUCAAUCUAUGUAUUUUCAUUCAUAUUAAAAAAAGGUUUUACAUUUCUAUGAUGUGCUAUAGUUUUAUGAUUUAUUUCAUUCAUGUUUCAAACGUUCGACUCAAAUACCCAAAUGUUGCAAUCCAGCCACAUUUAUUAAUGCCUAGAGGUCAACUAGAUGUACAUGUGAGUAGAGGUGAUUGGACAUGCGCAGUAGGGCAAUGUGCAGUAAAACAAAAUUAGUUGCCACAGUCAUAAAAAAUGUGAGCUGGCUGGAGCCUUCAUCCCUUGUCUAUUUCUUACACUAGAUACCAGCCGAUAACCCCCCCCCCCCACUUCACCUGCUCAUAGGGACUUCGUACAGUUGAUCAUACCGGUAGUUCCUGGGCUCCCUGUGGUCAUAUCAAUCAUUCGUUUUUGUGACCAAUCUGUAUUUACUUCAAGAUCAGUUUGUCAAAUAAAAUUUUCUCAUUAAACUAACUU
Saccoglossus kowalevskii is the source of this 2416-nucleotide messenger RNA. RefSeq lists its product as uncharacterized. Gene Ontology annotation, biological process: poly(A)+ mRNA export from nucleus. Gene Ontology annotation, cellular component: nucleus. The record is from RefSeq and is a predicted model, not a curated record. NCBI's taxonomy places the organism in Eukaryota, Metazoa, Hemichordata, Enteropneusta, Harrimaniidae.